AUGAAUGGGGUGACAUCACGGACACGAGUUGAGGCGCAUUCGGCGGAGCAGCUUCCUACGCCGUCGUCGACGCCGGAACCGGACGAUGUGGCGUUACCGAAUGGCGUCAGCAUGCAGGCGAAGGACAGUGCAUGGUUGCAGGAGGUGUCGACUGCGCAGAGCCCCGCCAUGAACAGUGUCUCGACCAGCAGGCGGACGAGCAUACACGAGGAAGCCAUCCUGUCAGACACGAGCGAGAGGCUCCGGCCCAUCAAGCGCCCUGGUGAUGGUCGGCGGACGAGCAGCGUGUCCGAGCACGACAAGGUCCUCAAGCUCAGUCCGCGCCAGAUGCAGGAGCUCACGAGCGAGCCUGCGAGUAUUCCUGUGCGUACGGCGACGCCUAUUCUCGAGGACGCCCUCGAAAGCGCGACGCCUGGGGAGGAUGAGUCGAGCGAUGGCCACAGGGUGCUGGGCCUAGUCUUGGAGAGACCCGUCCAGCUGAAGGAUAUGCGGUCGACGAGCGGCGAAAAGAAGCGGAGGGACUCUCGCAGUCGUGAGCGGCGCCCGGAGAAGGAGAUUGUCGUGUUGAAGACACCUGCCACAGAGCUGAGGCAUGGCCGCCCCGGCCUGAAUUCGCGAUCUGUCACUACACCAGCCAUCCGCAGGAUGGAUUCGAGCACACGCUCUCGACCACAGACGACACAAAACUACGACAGAGACGAGCGGAGGGACGAGCGAAAGGACGAGCGAAGAGACGAGCGGAGGGACGAGCGAAAGGACGAGCGAAGAGACGAUCGGAGGCUGGCCCCUUCGCCCCUUGUGGAGCCCGCACCAGCGCUCCCCUUACCUCCCAUGUCUAUGCCGACCUUCUUGUCGCUGGAGCUGUCCGCUGACCGUCCGUCUCCGCUGUACAUAUACCGUCCGUCGAGCGACGACUUCCCUUACGAGUCCUCCGCAAUCAAGUACGAGCGCCUGCUCAACUUCUUGCAGAUCCCCUACCAGGUCGAGGGUGUCCUGGCUUUCGGCGCUCUUGCCUGCCUCGACGCCUGGAUGCACGUCAUGACCAUCCUGCCGUUGCGCUUCUUGCUCGCUGUCGGCGUGCUGAUCAAGUGGUGGGGCUCCGUCAUCGUCAAGGAAUUUCGCGACCUGUCUGCCUUCAUCUACAGUGGCCUUCCGCGUGUAUGGCAGCGACGCAAGAACACGGACACGCCCGCCGCUACACCAGCAGAUGAAUAUCCGCCUUCUCUGUCACGCAAGCCGUCUGGCAAUGUACCACAAUCCGCCAACGCUGCUGCUGCCAGGCAGAACGCCGAGACGGUGACCACCUUCAAAUCCCCAGACCUAAAAGAACCCAGGCCGAAGCGCAGCCGCAACUCGCGCUUUCGUCACCGCCGCACAAAGUCUACGCCGUCACUCCUCCUGCCAAACCACAAAGCGGACAUCCUCAAAGGCCUGCUAGUCGUCUCCAGCUGCUUCGUCUUGAUGCGUUUCGACGCAAGCCGCAUGUAUCACGGCAUUCGUGGCCAAUCUGCUAUCAAACUCUACGUCAUAUACAACCUCCUUGAGGUCUGCGAUCGUUUGCUGUCGGCUCUCGGACAGGACAUCCUCGAGUGCCUCUUCUCACGCGAGACGCUCGACCGAAAUCCUGACGGCCGCAGCAAAGUCAUCCGUCCGUUCUGGAUGUUCCUGCUCGCCCUCGUGUAUACUGUUGUGCAUGCCACAGCUUUAUUCUACCAGGUCAUCACCCUGAACGUUGCCGUCAACUCGUACUCCAACGCGCUGCUGACGUUACUCAUGUCCAAUCAAUUCGUUGAAAUCAAGGGCACUGUCUUUAAGAAGUUCGAGAAAGAGAGUCUUUUCCAGAUCACGUGCGCCGAUGUGGUCGAGCGUUUCCAACUGUGGCUCAUGCUGCUCAUCAUCGCCAUGCGCAACAUGGUGGAAGUGGGCGGGCUGAGCAUACAAAGCAGUGCCAAUUCUUGGACUGCCAUGUUCACUGGUAGCAGCAAUGCCACGACCGCAGCCUCUUUCACAGCUUCGAGCAUCAUCCCGAUGAGCUUUACCAUCUUCCCAAAGUACAUCGCACAGGUCCUCAACCCAUUCCUCCUGGUUCUGGGCAGCGAGAUGGCGGUGGACUGGCUCAAGCACGCCUACAUAACAAAGUUCAACCAGACAAAACCACAAGUGUACGGCAAGUUCUUCGACGUCCUAGCCAAGGACUACUACUCCAACGCCUUCAGUGACCCAAACUUGACACGUCGUCUCGGUCUUCCCGUAAUCCCGCUAUCCUGUCUGUUCAUCCGCGCAGCGAUACAGACUUACCACAUGUUCAUUGCGACCUACAUGCCGCCUCCGAUGCCCUCAUUUUCUACCUCGCUCACAUCGGAGUCCACAUCAUCCCCCACAACCACCGCAGCCCUUGCGCACAUUGACCACGUUUUCCGGCGGGCGCUCGGUCGUUCAUCGUUCGGCGCCGGCGUCCCCAGGUCAUCCUGGUACUCCCUCCCCUCCUGGACGCUUGACGACCUGAUCGCGGGAAGCACAAUGUUGAUUGUGUUCUUGGUCGUGUAUUUCAUCUUCCUGGCCUUCAAGCUCUUACUAGGCAUGUUCCUGCUUACGAUUGCACGGAAGCGCUGCCAUGGCAUGAAAGAGAGGGAGAUGAUGAACGUCGAAACAGGCGGGAAGAGGAUCGGAGGGUGGGGCGUGGUGGACGUCGAUGAGGAAAAGAGGCGGUACCUCCACCAUGACGACCCGGAAGGGUUGCGGAGUCUGAGAGAGCGCGAUGAGAAGGCGAAGAAGAAGGAAGACCAGGAGCGCGAACGAGGCACCAAUUUCGGCCAUGUCAGCCGGUAUGCGAUGGUUGCAAAGCGCAUAUGGUAG
Ascochyta rabiei is the source of this 2856-nucleotide messenger RNA. RefSeq lists its product as uncharacterized. NCBI's taxonomy places the organism in Eukaryota, Fungi, Ascomycota, Dothideomycetes, Pleosporales, Didymellaceae. Gene Ontology annotation, cellular component: endoplasmic reticulum membrane. The transcript has a single exon. The coding region runs from base 1 to 2856 and encodes 951 amino acids. The record is from RefSeq and is a predicted model, not a curated record. Gene Ontology annotation, biological process: maintenance of protein localization in endoplasmic reticulum.